AUGGCGGGGUUCAGAAGCUUCGGCGCGGCUUGCUGCCUACUGUUUUCGCUUCUGGCGAGCGAAGCUGGGGGCGUCAACUUGGUGGCGUACAUCUCGCAACGAGGUCUGCAUGGAGAAAUCAGCUUCUCCCAGCACGACGAUCGGCAAGUGAUAAUUGCGUCCGAUCUCGAGACAACACUGCAAUAUCCGGACCAGGCCUGGAGCUGGGCCGUCCAUCAGCUGCCGGUCGAUUACACGAUCGUCGACCCGGAAGAGCGAUGCGAUACUGGGCGGCUCGGUGAGCAGCUAUGGUCGUUCGAUGAUGACCUGGGCUACCUGAUGCUGCCGGGAAACGGAUCCACCACUUGGUUGAACACCAUUUCGCUCACCGGCGAGAAGGGGCUGUGGGGUAAGUCGCUGGUGCUGCAUGAUCCGAACGCGAACGUACGCAUAUGCGCCACGAUCACGACGCGCGACGGUUCGCAGGAGCAUCUGGCGGAGGCACGGUUCACGAGCCCGAUCACCGGCUCGAUCUACUUCCGCUGGCUCGCCGCCAAAGAGUCGAACCACUCCGACACACUGAUCUACUCGAAUCUGUUCCACGUUCGCGAGCAAUCGCGCAAGAUGGGCAAUCCCGAGGCGACCGAGCAUGUGUGGAAGAUCUACGUGACCGAUAUUUUCGAAAGCGACGCGCAGAAUGCGGAUGAAAACUGCAACAAGCUGCAGCUCGUUUUCGAUCCACAAAACCGGGGCACGGGGAAGGCCAUCGGUGAUAUCGACAGUCGUGUGGGUCCGCUACGCAUCAGCACCUACUCGCGACGCAACAAGUUUCCGCAGUUGUUCAACGAUAGGCAACUCGUGUUGUUGCCGAGCGAUUUGUACGGUCCCUCGCGUAAGCUGUACGUGGUCGUGUUUGAUCCGAGCCAUCCGGACACUUUCCUAGCGUGCGCCAAGAUCCGUCACCAGAAACCGAGAACCGCACGGGCGCUAGUGGAUGGAGCUGGUAUGCGAGGCGAUAUUCGGUUCACACAACGAUCCCGCUUCGAACCGACGUGGAUCAGUGCUAACUUUGCAUCGACCGCCAACGAUUCGGUCAGCAACGAGAACUACGCCAAAGACGUGUCCAGCUUUAAAGUCAAUCAGCUACCUCUGCAAGCUGUGGCCGCUCCCGAUACCAGCUACUGUUUGACGUCCGGGGACGUCUUCAAUCCAACCGAUGUGGUUGCGAAAUCGGUACCUCCACCCGGUUACGGUACCCAGGAUCAGUACCCCUUGGGCGAUCUGAGUGGGAAGCUUUUGAAUCGUAACAGGAACGACCCCCACGCGCUGUUUCUACCUGGCCAGAGUGCGGAACUGUCCGGUAUCUACUGGGACACCUUUCUACCUCUGCAAGGGCCCAACUCAAUCAUUUUCCGAACAUUCUCCGUCCAACGGUUCAACCGAUCGCAGCCGGCCAACAUUACCGAGUCGCCAUGGGCAUGUGGAACGGUGGCGCUUUACGAAACGAAUCGCCCUUAUCAGGUUCCCGUUCACACGGCACAGGUCCUGUUCCGGUAUCCGAUCGUGGGCCGCGUUCUAUUUCGACAGGCAAAGGAUGAACCCUGGGCCGACACGGCGGUCAUAGUUGAGUACCUCGUUCACGCUGACGGCUCGAACAUUAACAACACGGCCGAUCAUCGAUGGUCCAUAACGAUGGAUGCACCGGGCAAAGACUUCUACGACUGGCAGAAUCGGUGUGUCAGCGCCGGGAGCGUGUACAAUCCGUUCAAAGCGGCCGCCCUGUCGGGCAAGGAGUGGAAUGAGGUCUGCACGCCCCAAUCCCACGAACUGUGCCGAUUAGGUGAACUGUCGAACCGCCUGGGGGCCCUAGAAAUCGCAGGCAACAAGCGGGAAGCAUCGCGAGUCAGCCGAAAGAUGUUCGUCGAUCAAAAUCUCCCGUUGAGCGGUUAUGCGAGCAUCAUUGGACGGUCGCUGGUGAUCUUCGACGAUAAAGGACCGAAAGCUCGAGGCGAACGGUUGGCAUGUUCGGUGAUUGGUGGCUACCAUCGCAGAAAGGUCGUUGCAAGGGAUUGGUAUUCGAAUGGCGAUCCUUUGACCAUGAAAGGCAAGCUGGAAAUGGUACAACAGUCGGAGUACGAUCUGACCAACGUUGAUGUUGACUUCAAGGGCCUGGACAAAAACAGUGGCUAUCAUGUGCACAUCGCGCCUGUCGAGGGAGACUUGGAAUUUCCAUGUGAAGACUCGACCGUGUACGGCCACUGGAAUCCGCGUGGUGUCGAUCCGAAACGCUCUCCGUUGCCCGCCCUCGGUAGCACGGAUGAGUACGAGAUUGGAGACUUGAGUGGCAAGUUUGGGACACUGGAUGGGGUCACGAUGUACGAGCAAGCAUAUAACGACUCGCGAUUGCCUCUGUACGGGUACGAAAGCAUCAUUGGGCGAUCGAUUGUGAUACACAAGAAGGAGAAGAACCGUCGGUGGGCUUGCAGUACUUUGGAAAGAGGAUACAGUCCUAGCGAGGCGCGAGAAAUCCGGGCCAUCGCUUCGUUCCAUCAUCCGGCGGGUUACGCAUAUGGGUUCAUACGAUUCACGCAGCUCAUUGGCAGCGACAACAGCCAGAGUGAUACGUCGAUCGAGGUGAAGUUGCGCUACCCGGGCAAGCACGAUCGUAAUGUGACGCACAACCAUAGCUGGAAUAUUUGGGUUAACCCGGUAGGAGUUGAUGCCACGGUCCCGCCGGUUGAAACACGAUGCGUGGCAGCGGGUUUCGUGUGGAAUCCCUACUACACUCAGCUGGCUGCCCCAUUAAACCACGAACUGUACAAACAGGAAUGCGGACCCGAUAACCCUUUGCGGUGCUACGUCGGGGAUGUAUCUGCCCGCCUGGGUCCGAUAUCGAUCGGCAGCCAGAGACAGCUUUUCACCGACACUAACUUUCCGCUAGAGGGUACGGUAAGCGCUUUGGGGCGAUCGAUAGUAAUCUUUGGUCCGGACUACUCCGGCUUCCGUUUUGCCUGCGCAAACAUUCAACCUGACCACGACAUCGUAAAGUAUAUCAAUCUCAAGAAACCGCCGCGGUUUGUGGUAGCACAGUUCCUGGAGGACGUGCGCCAUGUGAUGGGACUGCCAGAGUGGAUGCUGGCGAUCGAUUCACGCAGCACCAAAACACUGCACAACGACGCCUGCAUUCAAAUGAUCGUUCAUUUCAAGGGUCCCAGUGCCCACAAAAUCGAGCAGGACUUUUCACGCCUGCUGGCCGUCGGGCGGCUCGAUUCCCCGAGCAUCAGCAUUCCCGGAUACGAUAACAGCAAACGGAAGCGAACACUUUCUUAUCGAACGUGCGGAGUGCGUGAUCCGAACGAGAAGAACGCAAAGGUCCUGUUCGCCAGUAGUGCGGCAGACAUCAGGAAACCAAUGAACAUAGUCCAUUUAACUGCGAUACCUCUUUUGCGAUUGCUCACUCAAGGAUUUAUCAAGUAA
Molecule: messenger RNA, 3456 nt
Organism: Anopheles cruzii
Lineage: Eukaryota; Metazoa; Arthropoda; Insecta; Diptera; Culicidae
Gene: Rsod
Exons: 5
Coding region: 1-3456 (1151 amino acids)
Biological process (GO): superoxide metabolic process
Molecular function (GO): metal ion binding
Source: RefSeq, a predicted model, not a curated record